GUUUGGUACCAUAAUGGAUCCUGUCCAUGGAUCCAUACAACUUGAUAAAUAUUUGUUUAAGAUUAUUGAUAGACCAGAAUUCCAGAGACUAAGGAAGAUCAAGCAAUUUGGUGGAGUAUAUUAUGUGUAUCCUGGUGGUGUUCACACAAGAUUUGAGCAUUCUAUUGGUGUUUGUUAUAUUGCUGGCCAACUGGUUGAUGCCUUAAACAAGCACCGUCCUCCAGACGAGGAAAACCUAUCUAAAUGGUUCACACAAGAAGAGAAGAUGUGUGUACAGAUUGCUGCAUUGUGUCAUGACAUUGGGCAUGGACCUUUCUCACAUGUUUAUGAUUUUGCUGUCAAAGAAUAUUACAAGGAAUUAAAAACAAAGCCUAAUGGACUUAAGGAAAUGAAAGAGUUUAUAACAUCAAAAGAAGAUGAAUAUGGUGACAAUAAGAAUGUGGACUCUUAUGUGGAGAAAAAAGAAUUACCAAAAGGUAAAUUAUUAUUAUACUUGGAUAUUCGUCCAUAA
Molecule: messenger RNA, 511 nt
Organism: Amphimedon queenslandica
Lineage: Eukaryota; Metazoa; Porifera; Demospongiae; Haplosclerida; Niphatidae
Product: deoxynucleoside triphosphate triphosphohydrolase SAMHD1-like
Exons: 4
Coding region: 14-511 (165 amino acids)
Biological process (GO): dGTP catabolic process
Cellular component (GO): nucleus
Molecular function (GO): dGTPase activity
Source: RefSeq, a predicted model, not a curated record